Metschnikowia bicuspidata var. bicuspidata NRRL YB-4993 is the source of this 802-nucleotide messenger RNA. RefSeq lists its product as uncharacterized. The record is from RefSeq and is a predicted model, not a curated record. The coding region runs from base 318 to 731 and encodes 137 amino acids. The transcript has a single exon. Lineage: Eukaryota; Fungi; Ascomycota; Pichiomycetes; Serinales; Metschnikowiaceae.
GUUAAUUAACAUAUUAAUGCGUCUAAUUUACAACACACCCUCUAAAAUUACAUCAACCUUCCUCUUCCGAUUUGAAAGUUGCUGGGAGGCAGGGUUUUGGAAUUUUGAAUAUUUACGCGUAAUACGAAGGACCGUAGUCAGCCUCGGCUUCAGCAAAAGCUUCUUGAAAUAUGAAAGAUAGAGUUUUCUGCUCUAUGACUGUCUAGAAUUUGAGGGACCUUCAGGAGUUCAAUAGCCUCAUGUCAGUAGUGAUUCUGAGCUCUUUAUGAACAAACUUUUGGAAAAGUCAGGAUUUGAAUGAUCUUAAUGAGAGCUCAAUGCUUCAAAAACGCCUACUGUUCUCCACCCGGCCCGUUUCUUUAGAUUGGCAGACACUUUUGACACGGCACAAACCCCUUCCAAUACACGAGCAAAUUCAGGAAACGUUGUACCCCUUUUGCACUUCAAUUUUGUUGGUGUCUAUAAUCCCAUAUUCAGUUUCCUGUAAGAUGGUGACUAUCUGCAAUUUUUGCAAUCACUAUGUCACAUAUCAUCCGAGCACCAGGUUUUGCAGGAGCUCAUGUGAAACAUGUGGUCACAUGUUGGUGAGCCCUCCAAUCUCCCCUUGCGGGCCGCAUUCUUCUCUUUGUAUUCCGUGUCGUCUUUCCAGAAAAGUAUGUAAAAAUGUCGGUGCCAUGAAACCAGAACAUAAGAAGCUACGCUACGCAAGAGGCGCACUUCAUAAGUCAUAGGAAUUUCUGCCGCGUUCCAAACUUCCAGUCGAAGACAGGCCCUCCAAAAAAAGGACCUAGACUGGCCCUCC